This is a messenger RNA of Naegleria gruberi, 1362 nucleotides long. RefSeq lists its product as uncharacterized. The coding region runs from base 1 to 1362 and encodes 453 amino acids. The record is from RefSeq and is a predicted model, not a curated record. Gene Ontology annotation, molecular function: calcium ion binding. NCBI's taxonomy places the organism in Eukaryota, Heterolobosea, Eutetramitea, Acrasida, Naegleriidae. The transcript has a single exon.
AUGCCAAACAUCAACAUUCGACUUCGACAAGCCAAAAACUUGGCAGCAAAAGACCUUUCCAAAACGUCGGACCCAUUGGUAAUUUGCACAGUUAACAACAAGAAAUCAUUCAAGACAGAACCAAUCAUGAUGGACUGCAAUCCAAACUGGGAAACGCACAAGAAACCAAUUAAACAUGAAUUUACGGUGAAUUUUGACAAAUUAACAGACGUGAUACAAUUACAAGUGGAAGACUAUAACAUCUUCUCUAAAAACAAACCAAUAGGAAGUUGUCAAAUACCUCUUCAAUUUUUAGAAAAAUCAAAACCAAUGGAAUUUACAUUUGAUUUACGUGAUACGAAACAAGCAAUUGCUGGACAAUUGGUAGUUUUAUUGGAAGCAAUGGAUUUUGGAAUUGUUCCUUCAACAACAACAGUGCCUAUGUAUCCUCUUCCGACACAGCAACCAUAUUCUCCUCCUAUUUCUGUUGUGCAGACACAGCAACCACAACAACCACAGCCACAGAUACAGCCACAACAGCCACAACAGCAACUAGUUGGAAAUUUACAAAGGAAUGACAGUAGUCCAACACUUGCUGCACUCAGACAUGGAUCUUUCCUGACCAAUAAUAAUACAGGUGUUGGUGGUCAAUCACCUAUUCAACAGCAUCCAUUGCAAACUUCUCAGAGUUUUAUCAUGCAAAAAACGACAAUGGAUCAACAACAAUCAUCAAUGAUGAUGGGCACAGGAAGUAAUAGUGUAUAUGGAAUGCCACUACCACAACAAUAUGUCAAUAAUGGAAUGCAACAACAGCAACAACAGCCAUUGACACAUUCCAAUUCGUUCAUUAAUUAUUCACAACAACCACAACAACAACAACCACCAUCAAUGUAUAAUAAUUCUCAGCAAGGAGUUAAUAUAAUUUCACCAAGUGCUAAUAAUAAUAAUAAUAUUGGAACUCAAUAUACUCCUCCACAACAGUAUAAUCAACAGUAUAAUCAGGGAAUUGUUAAUAGUCCAGGAAGUAUUUCAUCUCCUUCGAAUUUACAACCAAUGAAUAAUUCAUCAUCUUAUAAUUUAAUGAAUAAUUGUCAACUACAAGGAAAUGUACAAGCUCAACAAAUUCAACAAAAUGAUAAUAGUGUAUCUACUCCAAGAAAGGCAUUGCCUACAUUACCAGUUAAACAAGGAAGUACAAGUCCUCAAACAAUUGGUCAACCAACAAUUGAUUCACAAAUUCCAAAACCAAAUGAGCUACCUCAAUCGAAUCAAUGGACUGGUGUUGUCACUGAUCAAUACAUUGAUUAUGUAGUUUCCCAACUUCCAAUUCCACUCUCCAUACCAGAAUAUUACCAACGUUUUGUAAAGCCAUUUAAAAUAUAA